Rotaria sordida is the source of this 984-nucleotide messenger RNA. The record is from the annotation of a GenBank genome assembly. Lineage: Eukaryota; Metazoa; Rotifera; Eurotatoria; Philodinida; Philodinidae.
AUGUCUGGAAUGAGUGCUGCUGAACGUUUGCGUAAUGAUAAUGUUCGGCUAUGUCGAUUGUGUUUUUGGUCCAAUUUCGAAGGACUUGGUUUUAAUCUUGAAAAAUCUGCUCAACCACCGCAUAUAAUUCGACUUGUCGAACCUAAUAGUCCAGCUGCAGCUGGUGGUUUGAAAAUUCUUGAUGUUGUAUUAACUGUUAAUCAAGAAGAUGUAUCCCAAGCCGAUUAUAGUCGAGUACGAGAUGCUAUAAAAAUAGCUUGUGAUAGCAAGAAUCCGAUUGAACUACUCGUUGCUAAACAACGUUUUUAUCAACAAUUAAAGACAAAAAUUAUUUUAAUUAAUCCUGAAAUGGUAACUAUUAUAAAUACACCAGAAAAAAUGCCAAGUGAUUAUUUAAAUUUUCCUAAACAUAUAUCACGUACAUGUUAUAUAUGCUUAAAUGACAAGGAAACAUUAUUUGGUUUUGAAACUAUUCAUGGUGAAAAGGAUAUUGGUCUAUGUAUUCAAAAAGUAUUUCCAAAUACUCCAGCUAGUAAUACAUCAUUACGUAAAUGUGAUCGUAUUAUUGAAAUCAAUGAUAAAUAUGUUGAUAAUGAUUUAAGUAGUUCUAUAUUAGAAAAAUUAAAAAAAGCAAAAAUGCAAGGUGUUGUAAAAUUAUAUGUUGUUGAUACAGAAACAUAUAAAUAUGCUCAAGUAAAUAAAAUAUCAUUAAAAUCAAAACGACAACAUCAAAACGAAUUAACAGUUUCGUCUAUCAAUCAUGGUAAUCAAUCAUUACGACCGAAUACACCAAUAAUUAUGGAUUUAUGUGAUAGUCAUCGUGCUGAUUCUAUCAAACUUAAUUAUGAUAAUCAAGAAAAAUUUCAUUCAUCAACUAUUGCAUCUGUUCGAGAAAAUGGAGAAUUAGAUGACAUUCAUUGUGUUCAAAUUGUUUUUACACUUUUUUUCGCUGGUUUUUUAUUCUUGUACUUAUCUUACUCAUAA